Oryza sativa Japonica Group (Japanese rice) is the source of this 2098-nucleotide messenger RNA. RefSeq lists its product as uncharacterized. NCBI's taxonomy places the organism in Eukaryota, Viridiplantae, Streptophyta, Magnoliopsida, Poales, Poaceae. The record is from RefSeq and is a predicted model, not a curated record.
UGUUUAUUCAGAUCAAGUCAAAACAGCGUUAGUCUAAGCCCUAUAUAAACGCUCCCUCAAACAUUCAUUUAUCCAUCAAUUCAUUAACGGGUCAUCUCCUGCCUUCCCCAUUGGUCCGAACAGCUACCGCUAGCACACAAAAGUACAGAAUUCCAAACCAAAUCCUGUACCAAAACAGGAAGGGCGCAGGCAUGCCUCUUCUUAUCGUGCAGCCCGUACCCAUUUCGACAGGUCCUAUUGCCUGCGCUAGCACCGCGCGUCCUGCAGCAGCGGCGCACGAUGACGACGGCCACCUUUUCGACGAUCUCGUGCUCGGCUACGGCGGCGACGACAAGACGAGCGCCGACGCCGACGAUCCAGCGAGGAAGCUCGAGUGGCUCAGGUCGCAGGUCAUCGGCGCGGACGCGGAGUUCGCGUCGCCGUUCGGGACCCGCCGCGUCACGUACGCCGAUCACACCGCGUCCGGCCGCUGCCUGCGUUUCGUCGAGGACUUCGUGCAGCGCAACGUUCUUCCCUACUACGGGAACACGCAUACGGUGGACAGCUACGUGGGCUUGCACACGAGCAAGCUGGCGUCGGAGGCGGCGAAGUACGUGAAGCGCAGCCUGGGAGCCGGGGCGGAGGACGUGCUGCUCUUCUGCGGCACGGGCUGCACCGCGGCCAUCAAGCGGCUCCAGGAGGUGACGGGCAUGGCCGUGCCACCGACGCUGCGCUCCGUGGCGCUGGACGUCCUGCCGCCGUCGGAGCGGUGGGUCGUCUUCGUGGGGCCGUACGAGCACCACUCCAACCUGCUCACGUGGCGGGAGAGCCUCGCGGAGGUGGUGGAGAUCGGGCUGCGCCCGGACGACGGCCACCUUGACCUCGACGCCCUGGAGGCGGCGCUGGCGGCGCCGGAGCGCGCCGGUCGGCCCAUGCUGGGAUCCUUCUCGGCGUGCAGCAACGUCACCGGCAUCCGCACCGACACGCGCGCCGUGGCGCGCCUGCUGCACGGCUACGGCGCGUACGCCUGCUUCGACUUCGCGUGCAGCGCGCCCUACGUCGGCAUCGACAUGCGGUCCGGCGAGGAGGACGGGUACGACGCCGUCUACCUGAGCCCGCACAAGUUCCUGGGGGGACCGGGAAGCCCCGGCGUCCUGGCGAUGGCGAAGCGGCUCUAUCGCCUCCGCCGCACCGCGCCGUCCACCAGCGGCGGGGGCACCGUCGUCUACGUCAGCGCAUACGGCGACACGGUGUACUGCGAGGACACGGAGGAGCGCGAGGACGCCGGCACGCCGGCGAUCAUACAGAAGGUCCGGGCCGCGCUGGCGUUCCGGGUGAAGGAGUGGGUCGGCGAGGCGUGCAUCGAGGCGCGCGAGGACCACAUGCUCGCCCUUGCUCUCCGCCGGAUGCAAGCGUCUCCAAACCUGCGGCUGCUGCUCGGCGGCGACCGGCCCAGCGGAGGGCGCUGUCUCCCCGUUCUCUCCUUCGUGGUGUACUCACCGCGCGACGGCUCCGAGCAGGAUGAGCGGCCGCAGCUGCACUGCCGGUUCGUGACGAAGCUGCUCAACGACCUGUUCGGCGUGCAGGCGCGCGGGGGAUGCUCCUGCGCGGGGCCCUACGGCCACCGCCUCCUCGGCAUCACGCCGGCGCGAGCCAAGGCCAUCAAAUCCGCCGUCGAGAAGGGCUACCACGGCGUGCGCCCCGGGUGGACGCGCGUCAGCCUGGCCUACUACACGUCGACGCGGGAGGCGGAGUUCGUGCUGGACGCCAUCGACUUCGUCGCCAGUUUCGGCCACCGGUUUCUGCCGCUCUACGCUUUCGACUGGGAAACCGGGGACUGGGAGUACAACCACAGCUUCGGUCGUGUCCUGGCAAACAACAACGCCAUCAGCAAUGCUGCCGCUGCUGCUUCUAGUGGACGGGUCAAAGCAGAGGACGAGUACCGGAGCUACAUGGCAUUUGCACGGAGCCUAGCCGACUCCUUGGGCGGAUGUCUGGAUAACACUCCUGCUAGACACGUUCCCAAGGGCAUCGACCCACAGUUGCUUUACUUCCCUAUGUGAGAUCGGAUAGUUGGAUUCUUUGUUGUUGAAUUUUACCCUUGGUUUUUGGCCGAAAA